Lactuca virosa is the source of this 1008-nucleotide messenger RNA. Lineage: Eukaryota; Viridiplantae; Streptophyta; Magnoliopsida; Asterales; Asteraceae. The record is from the annotation of a GenBank genome assembly.
AUGUUGCCGUCACCCGCUUCUUUCUGUUCGUAUCCUCCGGAUGAAAACAAACGAUCUGAACUGGUGAGAAACGACAUCGGUUCACCACUUCAAACCGGAGGUCGUGCGUCGCAGGCGGAGGCUGGGAUAGGAGGCGGCAUGCGUUUUCAGAAACGUCUGUCUUCUAUUCUACUCUAUAGAAGCCACCAUCUCCACCCUUCUAAUUCGUUCACUGUGGUCGAUUCGAUUUCCAUCCAAAGAAAUAUCGACCAAGACGUCGCCUCUAGGACAAAAAUGACAGAAGGCAGGAGAGUCAACGGCUUUGGCGAUGUGGACGGCGACAGUGUGCCGAGGUCGGCUUGUCGAUUCCUCGCUAUAAGCUUUUUCUUCCGCCUCUGGUUUUUUGAUCUCGAAUCAGGUCCUUGCACAAAGAAAUUGUCUCUUCAGGUGGAGUUUGAAAGAUUGCACUUCAAUUGUUCGAUGAAAGUACUCAAACAGCCACCCACUCAUAUGGAUGCCACCACCCGGAAGAGUUGGCGAUGUUGUGCAGUGGAGGUCAGCGGGAAGUCACUUUAUGAAAUAAUCAAUAAACCCACUGAUGGAGGUGUAACUCCUCUUCAUAUGGCUGCACUAAAUGGACACGUUCACUGUUUGCAUUUACUACUUGACUUAGGGACUUCAGUGAAUGAAGUCACUGUGGAAGAUGGAACUACAAUUAACUUAAUUGAUUUUGAUAGAUAGGGGUGCGAGUUUAAGCGCUGAAAAUGCUAAUGGGUAUGAGUUUUAUCUACCGGUUUUGUGUUUUUUUGAUGAGUUUCCAAAAGAAGAAGUGGCAAUUGAGUAAUUAGAUAGUAGAACAAUUGAUGUAUCGCCAAUUGAGUAUGAUGUAAAGCUUGAAGAGGUUGAGUCCUUCUUUGGACUAUCUGCCAAGGUAAAAAGGGUGCUACUUUUUCUUUAUAUUUUUUUGCUGAACAUACAUACAUAUCAAUUUUUUAAUAUUAAGAAAUUUCUAGAAUGACUUUUUGGUGG